This is a messenger RNA of Drosophila elegans, 2212 nucleotides long. RefSeq names its product ubiquitin carboxyl-terminal hydrolase CYLD (gene CYLD). Bases 503 to 2158 code for a protein of 551 amino acids. Gene Ontology annotation, molecular function: cysteine-type deubiquitinase activity; K63-linked deubiquitinase activity. The record is from RefSeq and is a predicted model, not a curated record. Gene Ontology annotation, cellular component: cytosol. The transcript is spliced from 11 exons. Gene Ontology annotation, biological process: protein K63-linked deubiquitination. Lineage: Eukaryota; Metazoa; Arthropoda; Insecta; Diptera; Drosophilidae.
UCAUUCCAAGCUAGUUUGCCACAAAGUGAACACUUCUCGACAACUAAAAACGAAGUAAAAAUUAAGUGAACAAUUAAACAUAAAAGUAAAUAGUGUAAGCUUACAAUUCUUAAUCUCUAGUCUACAAUGUCAAGAAAUGGCAAUAUUCUUGGAAACAUCAAGACAAUUUUCACAAAACGAAGCAUUUAAAUUGUGAAACCUCCUUUUAUAUCCGAAGAGUAGGCGUAGCUGGACACUCGGUAAGACCGUUAACAAAACUGCGACGAUCCAAUAGCUCCCGAAGUUUCAUGACUCGAUAGUCGCACAAAAAAGCCAAGAUAUUACAGUGUUUUUAUCGCCGGCAAAUACACAUAUAUUCUAUUUACGAUCACUGCCAGCGGCAGUGCUCUGAGUUGAUAUAUGCAGUUUGUUGAGGAGUUUUAUUAAUGCUGAACAUUGCCAGUACUCAACUGUUGAAAAAUAUACCAAUAAUAAAAGAAACUGUGUUGUGCGAUUACCAAAUAUGAAUCUACACCAAAAAACAAUGUGUUCUGAGUCAGAUAUUCACAACAAUAUCCCAUUAACUGUACUGGAAUUUUAUUCACCGGAUUACAGGCCCGAAGAGCCGGGUUUUACAAUUGCUGAUUACCAGCCUCUAAAUGAAAUACCAAAAACAGACCUAGCGAUUGGUUCCCUUGUAGAAGUAUCGAAUUCUGGAGUGUGUGAAGAUCUAUAUGGCGUUAUAAGAUGGAUUGGCAUUCCUCCUGGCACUCCGAAGAACGUGCUCGUUGGAAUAGAGGCUGAAGACGAAUCCAACUUAAAGAACGUUGUGACAUCAGAUGGAAGGCAUAAUGGAGUUCGCUUAUUCACUUGCCACGAUGGUCGAGCUGUUUUUGUACCAGCCAACAGAUGUACUGCUGACCGGCGAUUUGCUGAUGUAGACAAUAGUGUUUCUGCAAGUAGAGUUUCCAAUAACCAGGCAAAGAAGUUUGGUGUCGCUGAUUGCCCCGCUAUUUACGGUUCGAUACCGCCAUUGGAGAUACACAACUCUGAAGAGCUUGCAAGUAUUUGCGGGAAGUUUAAGGGCAUACAAGGACAUCACAACUCCUGCUAUCUUGAUGCAACUCUAUUUUCGAUGUUCACAUUCACCAGUGUAUUUGAUUCAAUUCUGUACAGAAAUCCGGGACCACAAGACAUUCGGAAUUACAGUGAAGUCCAAAAGGUUUUGCGCGAUGAAAUCGUCAAUCCAUUGCGAAAAAACGUUUUUGUGCGAUCUGAUCGGGUUAUGAAACUACGGGAGCUACUGGAUCAACUCAGUUCUGUAAGCGGCCUUACCUGCGAGGAGAAAGAUCCUGAAGAGUUCCUAAAUAGCUUACUCUCGCAAAUUAUGCGAGUGGAACCAUUUUUAAAGUUAAGCUCUGGACAAGACUCUUAUUUCUAUCAACUUUUUGUGGAGAAGGAUGAAAAGUUAACGUUUCCUAGUGUUCAGCAACUGUUUGAACAAAGCUUCCACUCCUCGGAUAUAAAACUGAAGGAGGUUCCAUCUUGUUUCAUCAUUCAAAUGCCUCGUUUUGGAAAAAAUUUUAAGAUGUAUCCAAGAAUAUUGCCAUCCCAAGUUCUUGACGUUACAGACAUUAUUGAGAAUUCUCCCCGACAGUGUUCACUUUGUGGCAAACUAGCGGAGUAUGAAUGCCGUGAUUGCUUUGGAAGCCUACAAGCUGGAUCAGGACUUGAAUGCACCGCAUUUUGUCCUAAAUGUCUUAAAACAUUUCACUCUCACAUCAAAAGAACUAAUCAUGUGUCGAAAAAGAUCUACAGUCCGAAAGAAUUUAGAAUUAUGGCCGAGCACAUGGUUGUCCCGCGAUUGUUCAUGGAAUUGUUUGCUGUUGUUUGCAUAGAAACGUCUCAUUAUGUGGCGUUCGUGAAGUCUGGCUCUGGACCUGAUGCACCAUGGUGCUUUUUCGAUUCAAUGGCUGACAGAAAGGGUGAACAGAAUGGAUACAAUAUACCUGAAAUUACGUGUGUUCCAGAAUUAACACAGUGGCUCUCGGAAGAAGGCGCACGAUCUAUAAAUGAAACUUCAACGAACGAUAAAGUAUUACCUGAACACGCUAAGCGUAUUUUUUGCGAUGCCUAUAUGUGUCUGUACCAAAGCACAGAUAUUAUGAUGUACCAUUAGACAAAUUUAUCUAUAGUGAACAUGGAUACAAUAACAUUUUUGUAAAAAUCACAA